UAAUACAUUAUCGUAGAAAUACAUUAGAGUAAUCAAUAAUAGCCACUUGUUUCGUAUGCUAACCACGAAAGCGACAUUUUUUUUACUCGGACGUGCCUACGUAUGAAUAGCCUACUUAAAACAGUCGGACUGCACUGGUAAUAGUCUACACGUGCCUGUUAGUUCCCUGGCAUAGCCUCUCCGCGUCAAAAAAAAAUUAUUAAUUAUUGCCGACAACCAACGGGCUAUCGUCAAACGUUUUCAGUGCAAACAGUGUGCGAUCAAUUUACACAAAAAUAUAGUUAACGUUGUCGCAAUCAGUUAUUCGUACAGUGGCGGAGUGAAUUACUUCUGAAACUCUAAAUAAAUAAAACCCUCGUUCUUAUGGAAGUAUCCGUCGAAAACUCGGAAAUCCGUUUACGAAGCAUAGCGGACGGGCUAUGUUCCGCCUACCCUUUAGUGUGGUUAAAAAACAACUGCCAGUGUCCGGAAUGUGCGUCCAAUACGUCUGGAGCCAGGAAACUUGUGAUAAGAGACCUGAAAUUUCACUCUACACCUGUUGAUUAUCGAGUUUCUAGUAACAAUGAAGGUGACGAACUUUACGUAAAAUGGGAUGACGGUCAUGAAAGUACUUAUGGUUUACAAUGGCUAUCGGUGAGAAAGUUUAAUGGCGGUCAACAACACCACUUGGAACAUCAGCGGCGAGUCAAAUGGACCGCUGAAACGUUUUCAUCUAUUUUACGGUCGUUUAAAUACGACGAUAUUAUCAAAAGAGACGAUACAUUGUUAACAUGGUUAGACUCAUUAGCAACAUACGGCAUCGCCAUAAUUAAAGACUGUGGGUUGGCUGAGAACCGUGUUAAGGAAUUAGCGGAAAGAGUAGGAUUUUUAAAAAGAACUCAUUAUGGAGAAACAUUUAGGGUUGAAGUGAACACGGAUGCAACCAAUUUGGCAUAUAGGUCUUCUUAUUUACAACUUCACACAGAUUUACCAUAUUACGAAUUUGCGCCAGGAGUUAUAUUAUUACAUUGCAUAGUUCAACCGGAAAACGCCGGCGGGGAAAGUGAAACCGUUGAUGGGUUUUACGUGUGUGAACUUAUGAAGGACAAAUAUCCGACACAAUACAAAGCUUUAUCGACUAUUCCAGUGAUGUGGACAGACCGCGGACAUGACAAUGGAUACAAUUUCCAUUGCGUUCACCAUUCGCCAAUUAUACGGGAAGACCAGCAAGGAAUGAUUAAACGGAUUAAAUUCAGUGAACAUCAAAGGGAUUCGAAAUUUCCCGUGACUUUAAAUAAUGUUCAUAUAUGGUACAAUGCAGUUGAAAAAUUCGUUAAGAUUGCAUACGAUAAUCAAGUCAUGUCAUCGUUUAAAAUGAAACCAGGUGAUAUUUUGACUUUUGAUAACCAUCGUUUAUUGCACGGCAGAAAAGGUUAUGAAGGAUCUAGAUUGUUAAUUGGUGGCUAUUUAGAUUGGGAUAUAGUUAACUCUAGAAUACGAGUUUUGAAGUCUCAAUUAAGCGAUCAGAUUUCUACAACAAGCUAAUAAAAUAAAAUAUAUAUUGUGUGUUCAACAUGCUAACUCUUACAACUAUACUAAUAGUGUAUUUAUGUUAUUUAUACACAUAAGCAUGAGACUCUAAAAAUUUAAAUAAAGUAUCAUUUAAAUUUAUUUGAAUGUAGACGCAAUAAAAACGUUAUAUUUUUAGCAUGUUAAAACAACACUAAUUUUAAGUAAGUCUUUAUUUUGUUAAUGUGGCUUAGUCAUACAUUGAACUUAUAUCAGAUAAUAAAACAUAAAUGAAUUAUUAACAAUCUAUUUAAGCAAUUAUUAACUUUGUAAAAAUAAAACUUAUUUUUAAUAGAAAAAAAUAAUGAAUAAACAAAAAACAACAAAAGUUCUUUUCGUGCAUAGAUUUUACAUGAUAUUUUUAAUUUUUUGGAAGUGCCAUUAAACCAAGUACUUUCCAGAAAAUCACAAAAACAUCAAAGAUUACAUUAAAAGAAUACUCAAGGGAUGCAAUAGGAAGACUUAUCAUUUCGACACCUAUCCAAAUACAGAACCUUAAAUAAAAUUUACAUAUCACUUUAAAAAUAAUUUUAUUAUUUAUUAAUAUGUUCUAUAUUAUAUUAUAUAAACAUGAUUUAAGUAUGUUUAUUUCUAUUUAUUUUAACGAAA
Daktulosphaira vitifoliae (grape phylloxera) is the source of this 2157-nucleotide messenger RNA. RefSeq names its product gamma-butyrobetaine dioxygenase-like. The record is from RefSeq and is a predicted model, not a curated record. Gene Ontology annotation, cellular component: mitochondrion. Gene Ontology annotation, biological process: carnitine biosynthetic process. The transcript has 7 exons. Gene Ontology annotation, molecular function: oxidoreductase activity. Bases 364 to 1524 code for a protein of 386 amino acids. NCBI's taxonomy places the organism in Eukaryota, Metazoa, Arthropoda, Insecta, Hemiptera, Phylloxeridae.